CAGUGCUGGACAGCAACAUAAUAACGAGUGCUGCAUCGAAUUCGGAGUGUAACUAAUAUAAUGUGCCAAUUUUUUUCCUAGCAUAAUGUUAAACAACGAAAACUGAGUGACGUGCAAGGUUGGCUAACUAAAUAAGGUUCAGCUUAAAGAGUUUAUUAAAGGUUUGUGUGUUUACUGAGCGUAAACAUCACUCAGGAGAAACAGCAAGGAAAUGGACUUGAACUGGUUUUUAUGAGUUAUCAUUUCGGUCUAGGGUUAUAUUCGGCACCUGUCAGAUACAUUACACGGCCCUUAUUCGAAUUAAUUAACUUUUUGAGAUGACUGCGCCGCGUUUGUCAAUUUGCAGCGUCACGUAACGGUCAAGAGCAGCUGCUAGCACAUUGCUAACCGUUUCCAGUUUAUUGAAAUAAAAUUAGCCCACUGUUUGAUUGCGAGCCAGAGGACUAACGUGGACUAACUGUGUCAUUACCUGGAGCAAGAGUGGUGCGAUGGACCAGCAGGAGGAGACAGAGUGGGAUGGUGUGAAUAAACUUCUCCAGCACCAUGGAUUCAAGCCAGUGUACUUUGCUGAUCCUGUUGAGAACAAGAACCUUUCAGAUUUGGUUCUUUUGGACAAGAGGUCAGCUGUUGAGAUCAGGACGACUCUGAGGACCAUGCUGACAGACUCUGAGCGGAGACAAGCGCUGAUUCAGGAGCUCAUUCAGUCAAACAACCAGCUCAAAGAGGAGGCUCAAGAGCACAUGAGUCGGGCGGCCUGUCAGUCUCAGAGGGCUACAGAGCUGGAGGAGCUGCUGGACGGGGUCAAAGCCAAAGUCCAGGACCUGGAGGACCGAUACCUCAGCAAGGCUGUCCAGCAGCGCAGCCAGACACAACAACUGCAGCAGGAAAAGCAGGAGGCACAGAAACGCUGCCAGGCCUUGGAGCAGAAGCUGUCUGAGCAGAGCGAGGCGGUGUCUCAGCUUCAGAGGAAGCUCUAUUUCACUGUCAAGGAAGAGGAGAGGCGAUUGGCUCGGCAGAGUCGGGCCAUCCUGCAGAUCUCCAAGAAAACAAGCCAGCAAAACACUCCAACAGACCAACAAGUGCUGGAUGUGAUUGACUUCUAUGAGACUCAGAUGAUGCAGCUGCUUGAUGAUCUACGGUCCCCCAAAGGAGAACCAGUUAGAUGUCGAGUUUCAAGCGUUAGAAAGGCAUAUGGUGAUGUAACUCCAUCCUUCAAAGCCAUUCUAAAGUAUUACCAGCAACAGCAGAUGGAGAGCAAAGCUCAAAAGGAAGAACUACAGAAGGAAAUUCAGCACUUGCAGCAGGAGCUUGAGACAAGGCCCACGGCUAAAGAACUCAGGUCCCACAAACACCAACACCUCUGUUUGGACAGAUUCAACAAACACAAAAAAACAAGGUUGCCUAAAGAAGAUAACAGAACUGAAAGACACAGCUGUGGAGCAGGAAACAUCAGUGAACAAAAUACAGCAUCCUUUUUAUGUGCUCAGUAUCACCAGUUACUGACUGAGAUCAGUGCUGUUGUGAGCAGUCCUAAGGCUCCGUUGCGGCUGCACAGACAGAAACCCACGAGCAUCAGUGUGGAGCUGGCUGACUUUCAGAGUGUCCUCCCCGUUCUGGAGGCCUGGGCUCAGCAGCUACAUUCACUCAGGGACCUGCACAAUGCUCUGAGGAAGCUGAGUGUCAGACUGAUGCCAUGGCAGCCAGAUGGAGGCCAUGAUGCUGCAGAGGCUGUGAAGGUGGAAGACAUGAUGCUACUAGUGGACACACUGCUGGAGGACACGUCCACUGACAGUGAAAAGGUGCUCAGAAGCCCCACCAGACACACUCUGGAGUCCAUGGUGUCCCACUUCCAGAAGUUGUUUGACGUGGCGUCCCUCAGCGGGGUCUACCCACGCAUGAAUGAGCUGUACACCCGGCUGGGCGAGAUGAGCAACACCAUGAGGAACCUUCGAGACAUUCUGCAGCUAGAUGACAAGGCUCCUGCUGCUGAGGUGGUCAACCAGGUGACCCAGCUGCUGUCCUCAGCUGAGGACGGUGUAGGACUGCAGCUGCACAGCCUGCUGGGAGAUGAAGACAUUGACAGUGUCAUUGUCAAGGUGAAGCAGCAUGAUGAAUUCUUCCCUGCUUUCCAUUCACUGGUUCUGGAACUGUUACAGACUCUGGGAGUCAGUCGUCUGGAUGACAUCGUUCCAGCUCUGAGCUCGCUCAAACUCAGAGCACAGUGAUGACGACAGUUCCAAGUUUAAUUGUGUGCUGUGUUUUUCCUUUUUAAUUCAACAAUUGUGGAGUGUUAUUUUUUGAUAUUUUAUGAAUAAGCUACAAAUGUCCAAAUAAAGCCACAAAAGAGAAUAAAGAACAAAGAGCAAAGGUUAA
Messenger RNA from Myripristis murdjan (pinecone soldierfish), 2373 nucleotides. It is a transcript of the gene cep70, whose product is annotated as centrosomal protein 70. Gene Ontology annotation, molecular function: gamma-tubulin binding. Gene Ontology annotation, cellular component: centrosome. The record is from RefSeq and is a predicted model, not a curated record. Gene Ontology annotation, biological process: cilium assembly; regulation of microtubule cytoskeleton organization. Lineage: Eukaryota; Metazoa; Chordata; Actinopteri; Holocentriformes; Holocentridae. The transcript has 17 exons. The coding region runs from base 489 to 2225 and encodes 578 amino acids.